CCGACGCCGAGUCGCCGGGGGCGCGCGCGCUGGCGCUGGGCGCGCGCCAGCCCCUGCGGCUGUUCCUCUGGGCGGUGCUCUUCGGCAGCUCGCUGGGCGCCGCGGCCAAGCGGCGGCUGAUGCUCGACGCGCUGCGCCACGCAUCGGCCAGCGUCCCGGGGUUCGCGCCGGGCGUGGCCGAGCUGGAGCCGGCGCUCGUGUGCGCGCUGCCGCCGGGCGUGUGGGCGCAGGCGCGGCGCGGCAACUUCGCGGACGACGCGGCCUUCGACGUGCCGGACGCGCUGCUGGCGUCGCCAGAGCGCCACGCGGCCGGCCCCGACGCGGACGCGAUCCGCGACUGGGCGCUGCGCGCGUCCCUGGCGCCGCUGGCCGAUGCGCGGCUCGUGGUGCUGGCCGCGUGGCUGGCGGCGCUGCGCGGCGACGGCGACCAGGCGCUGGCGCUUGCGCAGCGCGCGGCCGUUGCGCCCAUCAGCCUUGUGCCCGGGGCGCUGGCGCUGGCCAAGGCGCAGACGCCCGAGACGCGCACCUCGCUGCUCACAGCACUGUCCACCUUCAAGCGUGGCGCCGAUGCGGCCGUCGCCCACACGGCGCUGCGCGCCCACAUGGGGCCUGCCGAGGCCUGCGCGCUGCUGCGCUGCUGCGCGACGUCGCGCAACGCCGCCGUGGCGCGCGACAUCCACCGGAUGGUGCCAGGCAGCAGGAAGGCCGAUGAGCUGUACCUGCGCGCCUGCGUGAGGGCCGGCCAGGUUGCGCUGGCACUGCCGGUGUUCCGGCGCCUGGCGUAUGGCGCGCCAACGUCGUGGCCGGCCGAGCCAACGGUGGCUGUGGUGCUGGCGCACUUGGCCGACGCGCGCGUGUCGGUGGCUGGCGCCGAGCACGUGUUUGGCGUCUGGGUCGAGGCCGCGGACUUCCACGGCCGCGCUAGCCCGGCGCUGCUCGCGCAGGUGGCUGCCGCCGGGUGGACGCGCGAGGCCGGCCACGUGGCGAACGCCUUUGCGCCGGAGCCGCGCGGCACAACGGUGUCGCAGGCGCUCGAGGCCGCCGGCGCCGUGCGCGCGCCGUCCGGGGCCAACGCCAGCGUGCAGUUUCUGCGUGUCUGGGAGCUGCACAUGGUUGUACUUCUGGUGUGCGCGUAUGUGCAGGCCGGGCUGGGCGACCGCGCGGCACGGUGGGAAACGUGGCUGCUGGCGUGUGUGGCGGAUGGGCGUGUGCCGCUGAGUCCCGAGAUUGUCGCUCGGCUGGGCUCGGCUCAGCGACGGCAUUUGGCGCGCAGGUCGGAGGAUGGGCUGCGCGCCUGCCUGCGCUACUUGGUCGCGGCGGAUCGCGCGGCUGCGUACCGGCUGUUGGACAACCCGGCGAUGCGGCGUAAUGCCAUGCCGGCGCUUUCGAUGCUGAGACAGAGGCUGGUGUGCUCCGGGCGCGAGGCUGAAUUGGCACGCAGCUAUUUGCGUGAUCUUGGCGCCGAGUACUUGUAUGGGCGGAUAAUUGAUUUGCAAUGAUUUGUUUUAUUGGUUACAGCGUUAAACAAAACAAAAAGAGAAAAAAAGGCGUGGCAAUCGCCAGAAAUGACGAGUCCAAUAAAUCUUUAUUAAAACA
This is a messenger RNA of Kickxella alabastrina, 1596 nucleotides long. RefSeq lists its product as uncharacterized. Lineage: Eukaryota; Fungi; Kickxellomycota; Kickxellomycetes; Kickxellales; Kickxellaceae. The coding region runs from base 120 to 1499 and encodes 459 amino acids. The transcript has a single exon. The record is from RefSeq and is a predicted model, not a curated record.